This is a messenger RNA of Hippocampus comes (tiger tail seahorse), 1141 nucleotides long. Its product is annotated as unconventional myosin-XVI-like. NCBI's taxonomy places the organism in Eukaryota, Metazoa, Chordata, Actinopteri, Syngnathiformes, Syngnathidae. The coding region runs from base 85 to 495 and encodes 136 amino acids. Gene Ontology annotation, biological process: neuron projection morphogenesis; phosphatidylinositol 3-kinase/protein kinase B signal transduction; negative regulation of G1/S transition of mitotic cell cycle. Gene Ontology annotation, cellular component: nucleoplasm; myosin complex; perinuclear region of cytoplasm. The record is from RefSeq and is a predicted model, not a curated record. The transcript is spliced from 2 exons. Gene Ontology annotation, molecular function: protein phosphatase binding; actin filament binding; cytoskeletal motor activity.
AUGGGUGUCAAACCAAAAGACCCCCUUCACGUGCAAUGAAGAUUUGUUAAGUGUGGGUUGUGUUGGUUCCAGCUGUGUGUCAACAUGACCGACGAGCGACUGAGGCGCUACGUCUCUGAGGUGCUAUUCCAGCAGGAGCAGGCUGAGUGUCUGCAGGAGGGCAUCGCCAUGGAGACCUCGCCAUCCCCCAGCAACCAUCCAUCUGCUCUGGACUUCUUUCUCCAGCCUCAAGGACUGCUCAGCGUGUUGGAUGAGGAGAGUCAGAGUCUUUGGCCGACGGAGCAGAACCUCUACAAGAGGUUGUCCACCCAGCUUGAGUCCAACCCGACGCACAGCCUCUCCUUCACCACCAAGGAUGGCAACGGAAACCCACCACCCAAAGAUCAAGGCCCCACUUUUACUGUUCGCCACUAUAGCGGCCAGGUCAGAAAAAUGAACGCCAAGCAUGUCAGGACUGAGGAAUCCAUUUUCUUCUGGAAUAGCAGUGCCGUUUAGCAAGAGCAUAUAUCAAUUAAUUAUGUUGAAAUUGAAUAUAAUGUUACCACCUUAUGGUAGAAUCCUCUCCCUUUUCCACUGUGCAGUCACUACUUGGCUCAACAUGGCUUGACUUGUCUUUUGAUGCUUUUUCUUCGGCAAAAGCAGGACCUAAUUCUACUAAUUCCUGGUCAACAAACCUAGCGAACCUCUCACAGUUUCCAAAGCAAGUUGAGCAAUGGAAAAGCGGCCCAACAGAAUUGGGCUUGACACUGUUACAUACAAUACCUGAUAAGAUUUGUCCAGUGUAUGAAAUCCAAACCCUACAGUUAAAUAAUGAGAAAUGGCCAAUGAAAAGCAAAAUUAGCUGCUGUCUGCUUUAAUGAACAGUGCUACCGAGCAAUACAGCUAACCCUCCUUUUUAAUCCUAAUUAUUCAGGUCCUACGGGUUGUAUACAUGGAAUUCAAUUCAGAAAACUUACUAAAGGUGGAAUAUGGUGCUUGGUACCUUUGCAAUCAUCAUGCUUUCAUGUCACCAUCCUUUCAUCCGUAAUGCAAAACUGUCUGAAAGCCAUUUUUUUGAGUCCCAUUGACCCAGUCACCCUUUAUAUGGACAUAAUGAAGUGGUUGUGCCUCAUAUCAAACAUAAUGUGUUCCAUUAGUUGCC